AUGACUUCAAACACGUUACCAUUAUUCAACUCCCCAUGUACUUCACCCACCAUUUCUACUAAAUUCUCUGAAGGAAGCACUUUUGUAACAAAUUCAUCUACUCCUACGACGAGAAAACUUUCCCAAUAUCGAGAAUCGCUUGCUCAAUGGCGCUUUUGGCAAACUUCAAAACGUACUACUAAUGAAGAAUCGCGAAAACCCCAUGUGAGAAGUCUAUCGGAACACCAAAAGAGCUACCGGUCUCUAAGUAUAUUUCUGGACAGCGAUGAAAACUUCAAGAUCUAUCGACGCUUCGGAUAUCUUCAUUCCCGUUUACUUCUCCGUAAACAGGAUGAGAUUCGUCGACUUGAAAUGGAGCUAGACGAACUCGAUGACCUCGAUGAAGCAGAAGACGCACCCGAUAAACGGCGGGCGCGAUCUAGAAAUGCAGAUAUAGCAGCUGAGAAAAAGGAGCUCGCUGAAGAUCCAACUCUUCGGACGAGGACUAUAGUCCUAGACGAGAUAGAAGCAAAGUUAGCUGCUUAUGAUGAGCUACUACUCCGGUCUCAGCAUUUGAAUGCCAUGAACCGUCCUGCUGAUAACGAUUAUCGAAGCGUUGAGCGAUACAUUUUUGACAAAAAACCUCUCGUCGACGAGGAACAAGGAUUUAUAUACGAAAAGAAUGACCUCAUCACCUUGCGUGAGGGAAGAGAGGGAGCAUACCUCGAUACCAUGACUGAGAGGUUCCUCCAGAUCUUUCAUUGUGCAUUCUUACAAUCAAUUUUUUGCACCCCAGAAGACCGUGAAAAGACAACAGAUCCAAAUCUCCAUUUCUAUAGCAAGUCCCGAAAAAAUACAUUCGUAACAAGUCUUCUCGUACUUGUGUUACUCCUUCUUCUCAUUCUCCCAGUAUUCCUUUUGUACCGGCUCACCGAGCAUCAUAACCUGGAUAUCACAUAUACAGUUAGUAUUGGUGUACUACUCAUUUUCACACUUCUAUUUUCUGCUGUUCUGUCACUUUUUACUCAGGCCAAAAGGCACGAGAUAUUUGGCGCCGCUGCUGGAUAUUGUGCCGUAUUGGUAGUAUUUAUCAGUAAUAUUCCGAACGCUAAUUGA
Messenger RNA from Botrytis byssoidea, 1095 nucleotides. RefSeq lists its product as uncharacterized. The transcript is spliced from 5 exons. Lineage: Eukaryota; Fungi; Ascomycota; Leotiomycetes; Helotiales; Sclerotiniaceae. The record is from RefSeq and is a predicted model, not a curated record. The coding region runs from base 1 to 1095 and encodes 364 amino acids.